AUAACUUCCGGUCACUUCCUGCCGUGCUCCGUUUAGCUUCACGUUGGUCGAAAGUAGCCCCAGACAGUGCGUGCAGGCGGGCAGGCACAUUGGAGGAACCGAGAGGAGAGGGUAUCCUGGCAGCAGCAGCAGGAGGAGGAGGAGAACCUGUUCGCCAACUUCACACAGCUUUCACUGCGCUGCUUUACGAGCACGAGCUCCACACUCCGACACAAAUUCUCACUUGAUUCAAAAAGUUAACGUUUUUCUACCGAGAAGGUGAGGAUCAUCAUCAGUGCCUGAGUGUGAGAAGUUAACGCUAACGAUGUCUGGAUCCUACAGCAAAAGUUUGUACCCGUUCAGCGGGGAGCAGCACCAGCAGGGACUGAGCUUCGAGGCCGGUGAGAUUAUUAAGGUGGUGCAGGCUCUGCCCGGAGGCUGGUGGGAGGGAGAGAAGGAUGGUGCCAGAGGAUGGUUCCCCUCAAGCUACGUCCAGGUCCUGGAGAGAACAGCAUCUCUAAGUCAACUUCCUGUGGAGGACUUUAGAGACACCUUACCUCCACACUGGAGAUGCUACAUGUCUCCACAAGGGCGGCGAUACUAUGUCAACACCACAAACAAUGAGACGACAUGGGAGAGACCCUCUAGUGUACCAGGGACCCCGAAAACCUCAAUCCGACACAAGAAUUCCCUGCCUGCAGUAAAUGGAUUUCAUUCAGGUGGCAGUCCCUUGCAUCAUGUAGAGCAUUCACACAACAGUCUGGUGAGGAAGAGCAGUACAGAGCCACAGAGUCCGGGAUCAACAUCGCUCACCAGGAAACAGAACAAGGAAACCACAGUCACGAUUAACUGCGUCACGUUCCCGUUGCCUGAGUGCAUGGCGGAGCAGCAGCUGUUGAAACCAAACGAAUGGAGCUACUGUGACUAUUUCUGGACUGAUAAGAAGGAUCUCCAAGGCAAUGGCUACAUCACAGGAUUUGAGGUUUUGUUGCAGAAACAGCUGAAGGGGAAACAGAUGCAGAAAGAGAUGUCUGAAUUCAUAAGAGAAAGAAUAAAGAUAGAAGAGGAGUACGCCAAGAAUCUCUCCAGGCUCUCUCAGAUCCCUCUAGCAGGCCAGGAAGAAGGGACUCUGGGGGACGCUUGGGCCCAGCUGAAAAAGAGCCUGGCAGACGAAGCUGAAGUUCACCUAAAGUUCUCCUCAAAACUCCAUAGUGAAGUGGAAAAGCCUUUGCUGGCCUUCAGGGAGAACUUUAAGAAGGACAUGAAGAGGUUUGACCAUCACAUCGCAGACCUACGGAAGCAGCUGGUUGGGCGCUACGCAGCAGUGGAGAAGGCCCGUAAAGCUCUGGCCGACAGACAAAAAGAACUGGAGUUGAAGACUCAGCAGUUGGAGAUCAAACUCAGCAACAAGAUUGAAGAAGACAUCAAGAAGGCCCGUAGGAAAUCCACACAAGCAGGAGAUGAUCUGAUGCGCUGUGUCGACCUUUAUAACCAGUCCCAGUCCAAAUGGUUUGAGGAGAUAGUCACCACAAGUCUGGAGCUGGAGCGGUUGGAGGUGGAGCGGGUGGAGAUGAUCAGACAGCAUCUUUGCCAGUACACCACCCUUCGGCAUGAGACAGACAUGUUCAAUCAAAGUACAAUGGAGCCAGUGGACCAGCUGCUGCAGUGUGUGGACCCAGCCAAAGACAGAGAGCUGUGGGUGCAAGAGAACAAGACUGGAGACAUCAGGCCGGUGGACAUAGAGAUCUGACCUCAGCAUUGUGUGACAGCUCAACACACACACACACAUACACACACUGACCCAGAGGUAACAUGCCUGAGGACUGACAGGGAGAUGUACCCCACCCCACCCACACAUGCCGAUCCAUGUCUGAAUCCUAACAGACUGAGUGAGAAGCAGUCACUGGCUCUUCACCUGCUGAGGAUGAGGUUGGUAUUUGGGAAUUUAGUAAGAACCCUAAGGGAUGAAUAAAGAUGUCAGAUAGUGAAGCAUCAUAAUUUUCUUUUAUGCAAAUUGAUAGCCAACUAAAAGAGCACAGGAAAAUGGGAACCAAGUGUGAAUUAUUUACUAAAGGACACUCAGGUGGGAUGAAUGAAGAUGCACCAACAAUGAACAUUUAACAUGUAUAAAUGUUGAAUAGCUUUAUGUCAUGCAGCAGUGUAAAGCUGCGCUCUCUGUGCUUUUGCUGUGAGGCAUUUUUCUGAUUCACUUGUGUUUUAAUACGUGACUUCAGAACUACAAGUUGUUGGCAGAAAUGAUUUAACAGAUGCUGCUAAGCUCAGUGCAUUCAGACCUAUAUUUACUGUGUACCACAAUAAGGCUCAUGUAUUUCUAUACUAACAUCUACCAUGUGCAUGUGUUGACUGUUCGCUAAGCCCCAUCUUUACUUAGGCUAUAUGAAAGUAAAGAAACAGCAGUGUUUGUGUAUUGUAGGACAGUUAGCUGUAGUCCUGAACCUGCAGGCCCGCACAACGUUGACAUCCAAAUAGCCUGUUGCCCUAUAUACACUGUUUAAACACGUUGAGUAAUUCAGAGACUGAAGGCCUGCUGUGCUGGGGUUUACCGAAUAGUCAAUUUCUGAUUAACGUCACAAAUCUGGCCACAUUUCUCAGCAUCUCUUUAAAAAAAUCCAAUUUAUAGCUUGAGGAGUUUAAUCUCCACCUGUGUUUAACUUCAUUCUAAUGAGUUAAAAAUCGGCCAAAUGCACUUUAUACCUGGGUGAUUUUUAAUAAAUAUACUGCAAGUUGCUGUUCAUUUAAAAAACAAAAUUUUAUUACAAAUAGAAGUCAAUGUUUUUGGUUAAGUUCUGGGGGAACCUGGUGUAAAUAUAUGAGAUGUGAUUUGCUAUGAAAGAAGGCAGUAGAUUGAAGGAUGUAAAUACACAGACAUGAUACACAGGCAUUUGGUACUGAUAAUGUAUGAAAGCUACAAAGUGUUUUAGAAAUGACAGCGCUCCUGUGAUAUUCUGUAGUUUUGGAAAUACAAGUCAGUUGCCUCAGAUUCGGUGCUUUUGCCUGCAGAAGCUAAAUGUUGUACAAAAUGAUUUGUCCAGUAUUACUGCUUAGUAUUACUUGACCACAGAGAAGGUGAUGGAGAUGGUUUUUGUACUUUAACAGCUAAAAGUUGGCAUUUUUCAUUAAUAAAAUGAAAAGAUGUAUCA
Molecule: messenger RNA, 3140 nt
Organism: Monopterus albus (swamp eel)
Lineage: Eukaryota; Metazoa; Chordata; Actinopteri; Synbranchiformes; Synbranchidae
Gene: gas7b
Product: growth arrest-specific 7b
Exons: 14
Coding region: 305-1729 (474 amino acids)
Biological process (GO): neuron projection morphogenesis; clathrin-dependent endocytosis; clathrin coat assembly
Cellular component (GO): clathrin-coated vesicle; clathrin-coated pit; plasma membrane
Molecular function (GO): protein binding
Source: RefSeq, a predicted model, not a curated record